CGCCCCGCGCGCGCCCCGAGAGGCGUGGCCUGAGGCCGCCAGGGCUUGGGGCCGGUUCCGCUUCCGGGGUCGCCCGGUCCCUCUUCCACUUCCGGCCUCGCCCUGCAGCGGCCCUGUUCCUGCUCGGGCCGGUCCUGGGAUGGCUCCGCGGCUGCAGCUGGAGAAGGCGGCCUGGCGCUGGACGGAGACGGUGCCGCCCGAAGCCGUCACGCAGGAGCACAUCGAGGCGGCCUACCGGAUCGGGCUGGAGCCCUGCCAGCGGGGCGCCUGCCGGAGAAAUUGCAGAGGGAACCCCAAUUGCCUGGUGGGGAUCGGAGAGCACGUUUGGCUGGGAGAGAUCGAUGAGAACACCUUUCACAACAUCGACGAUCCCAACUUUGAGAGGAGAAAAAAGAAUGCCUUCGUAGGCCUCACCAACCUGGGGGCCACUUGCUACGUCAACACUUUCCUACAGAUGUGGUUCCUGAAUCUGGAGCUCCGGCAGGCCCUGUAUCUGUGUCCAGUGGCCCGCCCUGAAUAUGUCACGGCGGAGAGCAAAGAUUACGAACCUCAGACUAUUUGCGAGCACCUCCAGUACUUGUUUGCCUUGCUCCAGAACAGCAAAAGGCGAUAUAUUGACCCAUCGGGGUUUGUGAAAGCACUGGGCUUGGACACAGGCCAGCAACAGGACGCUCAGGAGUUUUCCAAGCUGUUCAUGUCCCUGCUGGAGGACACCCUGUCUUCUCAGAAAAACCCGGACGUGUGCGACAUCGUCCAGAAGCAGUUCUGCGGAGAGUACGCCUACGUCACCGUGUGCAACCAGUGUGGCCGAGAGUCCAAACUCAUCUCCAAGUUUUACGAGCUCGAGUUAAACAUCCAGGGCCACAAGCAGCUGUCGGACUGCAUCACCGAGUUCCUAAAGGAAGAGAAGCUGGAAGGGGACAACCGCUACUUCUGCGAAACCUGUCAGAGCAAGCAGAACGCCACCAGGAGGAUCCGCCUGCUCAGCCUGCCUUGCACCCUCAACCUCCAGCUCAUGCGCUUCGUGUUCGAUAGGCAAACGGGGCACAAGAAGAAGCUGAACGCUUACAUCGAGUUCUCCGAGCUGCUGGACCUGGAACCCUUCAUGGAAGACAAAGCCAGUGUCUUCGUCUACGAGCUGAGUGCGAUCCUCAUCCACCGAGGGGUGAGCGCCUACUCGGGCCACUACAUCGCCCACGUGAAGGACCCCCAGACGGGGGAGUGGUACAGAUUUAACGACGAAGAGAUUGAGAAGAUGGAAGGCAGGAAGCUGCAGCUGGGGGCGGAAGAGGAACUGGAACCCUCUAAAUCUCAGUCUCGAAGGCCCAAGUGCGGGAAGGGGAUUUACCGCUCCCGAAACGCCUACAUGUUGGUGUACAGGUUGCAGUCGCGGGAGAAGUCCCUGGCUGUUGAGAUCCCAGCUUUCCUACAGGAGCUGGUGGAACACGACAACAGCAGGUUUGAGGAGUGGUGCCAGGAAAUGGCCGAGAUGCGGAAGCAAAGCGUGGCGCGGGGCCUGGUCAAGCACGAAGAGGUGAAGGAGCUCUACCAGAAGUUGCCUGCCGAAGCUGGCUGCCCCUACGACUUUGUCUCCCUGGAAUGGCUGCAGCAGUGGCUGGACGAAUCCACGCCCCCCAAAGCCAUCGACAACACGGCCUGCUUGUGCUCCCACGGCAAGCUGCACCCCGAUAAGAUCCCCACCGUCAAGCGGGUCUCGGAGGACGUGGCCGACUACUUCUACAAGCGAUACGGGGGAGGACCCCGGCUGACAGGGAAAGCCCUCUGCAAGGACUGCGUGGUGGAGAGGUGCCGGGUGCUGCGGCUGAAGAACCGGCUGAGCGAGGACUACAAGGCCGUCUGCAAUCUCCUCAAAGCCGUGGUCAAGGGGAGUGAUGGGUUUUGGGUAGGGAAGUCCUCCCUGCGGAGCUGGCGCCAGCUGGCCCUGGAGCAGCUGGACGACUCGGAUGAAGAAGCCGAGCCGAGCAACGGCAAGAUGAACGGCGACGCCAAGGAGAGAGAAGAGCCCAGUGUGGAGAAACGAGAGGAAGAGGAGCUGAAGUUCAACGAAGACAUUGUGUGCCCCCACGGCAACCUUUGCAUCUUGGAGAACGAGAGGCGCGUGGUCUGCAGGGAAGCCUGGGAGAAGCUGCAGCGCUACUUCCGCAACGCCCCGGAGUUCCCCAGCGGCAGAGACUCCUGCUUGCAGUGCAAGAUCCUGGAGCGGGAAGGGGAAGAGAACGAAGCCCUCCACAAGAUGAUGGCCAACGAGCAGAAGGCCAGCCUGCCCCACCUCUUCCAGGACAAGAGCCGGCCCUGCCUCAGCACCUGGCCUGAGGAGGUGGGAGAGCUCUACGUGGUCUCCAGGUUCUUUGUGGAGGAAUGGCGGAAGUUUGUGAGGAGGCCCACCCGAUGCAGCCCCGUCUCUUCCGUUGGAAACCGGGAACUGCUCUGCCCCCACGGAGGGCUGAUGUUCACCGUUGCGUCCAUGACCAAAGAAGACUCUAAACUUGUAGCUCUGAUAUGGCCCGACGAAUGGGAGAAGAUCCGAAAGCUUUUCGUGGUGGAUCACGCCAUCCGGGUGAUCCGGAGGGAGGCCCCCGAGGAGAGCGCCGAGCGCCUGCUGUACAUGACCGAGCCUGAGCUGUGCCUGGACUGCCGAGAAGGGCUGUUGUACCAGCAGCAGAGAGACCUGCGGGAAUACACCCAGGCCACCAUCUACGUGCGCAAAGUGGUGGAUGACAAGAAGGUCAUGAAGGAGGCUGCUCCGGAGCUGAACGUGAGCAGUUCGGAGGCCGAAGAAGAGCGGGAGGAGGCCAGGGCGGAAGGGGAGCACGAUCCGGAUUUCAACCAGGCGAACAGCAACGCCAAGCGGCAGAAGGUCUCCCACCCCAACUCUGUGGUCUGCCAGAAGCAGGGCAUCCGGCGCAGCACUCGGCACAGGAGAAUCCGGGGGGAGAAGGCCCUCCUCGUCUCCGCUAACCAGACCCUGAAGGAUCUGAAGAUCCAGAUCAUGCACGCUUUCUCCGUGGCUCCCUUCGACCAGAACCUCUCCAUCGACGGGACGGUGCUGUCCGACGACGUGGCCACGCUGGGCAGCCUGGGGGUCACGCCCGAGUCCGUGGUCUUGCUGAAGGCCGACGAGCCCAUUGUGGACUACGCGGCCAUAGAUGACGUUAUGCAAGUCUGCAUUCCGGAGGAAGGCUUUAAAGGGACGGGUCUCCUCGGCCACUAACGUUCGCUCUUUGGCCAGACGGCCACCCACCCCUCCAAUAGCCUGGAUGAGAAAGCUUUUGGGCCCUCCGGGAACAGCGAACUGAAAGAGCUUCAGCCCCUCGGAGGGACCCCCGUUCAGCCCGGCCGCCCCAGAGGCCUCAUCUCGGUGCACACCUGGGGGGAAAGAGAGAGAGAGAGAGAGGACUCCUAGAGGGGAGCCCCCCACUUUGGGGUCCCUCUCGGAACAGAUUAUUCACUUUUACGAGCGGAGGAGGUGCAAAAACCAACGCUGGCGGGCCAGGACUUCCUGGGACGAUGGGAGGAAGCACGGGGGUCCUUGAGAGAGAGACUUACAGCCGGCAGGAGGGCAGAGCAGCGGACCCUCUUUUUGGACCCUUUUCUUGAGCAUCGCUUCUCCCUUUGGGGGCUGCCCAGGCAGCCCCCCGACCCCAAACCUGGGGCGUUCCCGUAGGACAGCUGGGGCCUCUGACUGAGGAGGGGCUGAUGGGCUCCAGAACUUUGCAGCCGCUUCCCCAGUUCCUUUCAGCCCCAAAGCAACAGAGGUCCGGGUUCCUGGGGGGGGGGCUUUUUAC
Molecule: messenger RNA, 3806 nt
Organism: Crotalus tigris (Tiger rattlesnake)
Lineage: Eukaryota; Metazoa; Chordata; Lepidosauria; Squamata; Viperidae
Gene: USP48
Product: ubiquitin specific peptidase 48
Exons: 27
Coding region: 140-3232 (1030 amino acids)
Biological process (GO): protein deubiquitination
Cellular component (GO): nucleus; cytosol
Molecular function (GO): protein binding; cysteine-type endopeptidase activity; cysteine-type deubiquitinase activity
Source: RefSeq, a predicted model, not a curated record